Gasterosteus aculeatus aculeatus (three-spined stickleback) is the source of this 1905-nucleotide messenger RNA. It is a transcript of the gene mmp19, whose product is annotated as matrix metallopeptidase 19. The record is from RefSeq and is a predicted model, not a curated record. Lineage: Eukaryota; Metazoa; Chordata; Actinopteri; Perciformes; Gasterosteidae. Gene Ontology annotation, molecular function: metalloendopeptidase activity; zinc ion binding. Gene Ontology annotation, cellular component: extracellular matrix. Gene Ontology annotation, biological process: extracellular matrix organization; proteolysis; collagen catabolic process.
UCAUUCUUCAGGCAUGGAUCAUCGCAGCCACAGGGCUGACUCAUGCGUCGGUUUGAGUUAAAAACUGCUGGAGCACUCAGGGAACAAACAGUCUUCUGUGGGACUCCGCCGUGCACUUCUCAGGUUCUCAACAUCAGCCCUGAAUUGAGAACUUGAAUAUGGACUCCACAUGGUCGCUGCUGCUGCUGCUGCUUAACCUCACAGGAGCUGUUUGUGCAGUGGUGCAAUGGACAGAAUUAGAUGAAGCAAAGGCCUAUUUGAGACAGUAUGGGUACCUGAAUGACCCUGCUGAUCCGCUGGACCCUCACCAUCUGGAAGAGGUCAUUGAAGCUCUUCGGGUUUUCCAGGGGGUGAAUGAUCUGCCACCUACUGGAGAAUUAAAUGAAGCUACUCUGGAAAUAAUGAGACAGCCAAGAUGUGGAAUGGAGGACCCCUUCAACAAGAAACAUCACAAAUACAGAGUGAUGGGUCGCUGGAAAAAGAGGAGCCUAACCUACCGCAUCUACAACUACACACCUGACAUGAAGAAGGUAGAGGUGGACAUGGCGGUCCAAUCCGCCUUCAGGUAUUGGAGUGAUGUAGCUGCUUUGACCUUCAGAGAGGUCAACUAUGGCAGAGCGGACAUCAAGAUCUCCUUUCACAAGAACGACGGCUACUGCUCCAUCGCAUUCGAUGGCCGUGGUCACGUACUUGCCCAUGCCGAGUCACCGGAAUCUGGUGUAGUCCAUUUUGAUGAGGAUGAGUUCUGGACUGAGGGAACAUACUACGGUACUAAUCUGCGCAUUGUGGCUGCACAUGAAAUCGGCCACGCCCUCGGCCUGGGCCACUCUCAGUUCAGAAGUGCUCUGAUGGCUCCAGUCUACUCCGGUUACAGAGCCAAUUUCAGGUUGCAUGCAGAUGAUAUCAGAGGCAUCCAGAUACUGUAUGGUAAACACAUCACCAGCACUUUAGCCAGUCCAACAGCUCCAGGAAGCCCCCAUGGUGCUGAGAACAUCCCUGACCCCUGCACUGCCAGACUGGAUGCCAUCAUGUUAGGUCCGUGGAGGAAAACAUUUGCUUUUAGUGGUGAUUACGUCUGGACAAUCUCCGAUCUGGGACACAACACACCAAUAAAGAUUGACUUGCUGUGGAGGGCCCUCCCUGGGAACCUGGAUGCUGUUGUGUACUCUCAAAGAACCAACAAAACAUACUUUUUUAAAGACAAUAAAGUGUGGAGAUAUUCCAUGUUCGUGUUGGACUACGGCUACCCAAAACAGGUCAAACGGAUCCCUCCUAAUAUUGAUGGAGCCCUUUAUCUGGAGAAGAACAAGAAGUUGGUCUUCAUCAAGGGUUCACAGCACUGGCAGUGGGAUGAGUUGAGCUACACUGACCUAAGCCGCUACCCCAAACCGCUCUCUAUGCUCUUCACUGGAGUGCCGUCCAGUCCGGAUGCAGCCUUCACCUGGACCAAUGGCAAAAUCUACUUCUUUAAGGGAGAUGAGUACUGGCGUGUGAAUAAGCUGCUGAGGGUUGACGGAGGAUACCCGCUGAGCAAGAGGGAGCGCUGGAUGCGAUGCUAGGGGCAAACCAGCAGGGGGCGGCAUGUAUCAAGAAGUCCACGGCAGGGGUGCUGGUUCCACUCCAAAGGCAUUGACAACCAGGCAACCUCAACAGCAGUGACUGAUUGUAAAAUUCUCCUUCGAGGACAUAUUUGUGUUUUUGUGACUGCGAGAAUUAUGUAAGCUUUUGUAUGAUCUCAGGGAGAAAUUAAGAAAGGCCUUGUGUUUCUCUCAAAACAUAUGUGUUGGAUUAUGUGUGAUAUAAUAUGAUGGGAGUGCGCACUUCCCGUUCAAUGUUUUUACCGAAUCUUGCAUCUUUUAAAUGUUUUUUCAGUGCUCUUAAGCAAUAAAAUGUUUUCUUAUCUUA